Nothoprocta perdicaria is the source of this 1583-nucleotide messenger RNA. RefSeq names its product transcription elongation factor A3 (gene TCEA3). The record is from RefSeq and is a predicted model, not a curated record. The transcript has 13 exons. Gene Ontology annotation, molecular function: nucleic acid binding; zinc ion binding. Lineage: Eukaryota; Metazoa; Chordata; Aves; Tinamiformes; Tinamidae. Gene Ontology annotation, cellular component: nucleus. Bases 15 to 1217 code for a protein of 400 amino acids. Gene Ontology annotation, biological process: transcription elongation by RNA polymerase II; DNA-templated transcription.
UUGGGCCGCCGAGAAUGGGACCGGCCGAGGAGCUGGUGCGGAUCGCCAAGAAACUGGAUAAGAUGGUGGCCAGGAAGAGCACGGAAGGGGCCUUGGAUCUGCUCAAGUCACUGACCAGCUACACGAUGACCAUCCCGCUGCUGCAGACGACGCGCAUCGGGGUAGCUGUCAACUCGGUGAGGAAACACUGCGCGGACGAGCAGGUGGUGGCCUCGGCCAAGGUCCUCAUCAAGAACUGGAAGCGGCUGCUGGACUCCUCCACAAUGCCCAAGAAGGAGAAGGAGGUGGACGGGGAGAAGAAGAAGGAGAAAGGGCAGGAUUUUCCCAGCUGGUCCAGCGAAGGGGCGAACUCACACCUGGCAAAACAUGGCAAGAACCCCCCCGAGAAGCCCAGGGAGAAACACAAGGAGAGCAGGACCCUGCYAAGCGCCGCGAAGACGUCGCCUCCGCACGGCAAGAAGGAGAGGAGAGGCUCUGCGGAUGCGAGGGGCUCUGCUGCCGUCUCCUCCUCUUCCUCUCCACAGAAGAGGCCGUCGGGGGAGAGCAGAGCCUCCGCGGGCUCCAGCCCUUCGCCUGCUCCCACUGGCACCCGGAGAGGCUCCAGUGACGCCAAAGAGGAGAGAGCCGGGAGCAGCAAGGGCCGAGCGGAAGCGGCGCGGAYGCCGGGCAGCCCCGCUCCGUCCCCCACCGCCUGCCUCCUGUCCCGCUGCUUCCUCACGGGGGACCCGGUGCGGGACAAGUGCGUGGAGAUGCUGGCGGCGGCGCUGCGCGUGGACGGUGACUACCAGGAGCUGGGCGUCAACUGCGAGAAGCUGGCGGCUGCCAUUGAGGAGCAAAUCUUCCAGGAGCUGAAGAGCACGGACAUGAAGUACCGCAACCGGGUGAGGAGCCGCAUCAGCAACCUCAAGGACCCCAAGAACCCCAACCUGCGGAGGAACGUGCUGUGCGGGGCCAUCGCGCCCGCCCUCAUCGCUCGCAUGACCGCUGAGGAGAUGGCCAGUGACGAGCUGAAGGAGCUGAGGAAUGCCAUGACCCUGGAAGCCAUCCGCGAGCACCAGAUGGCCAAGACGGGCGGCACCGUCACCGACCUCUUCCAGUGUGGCAAGUGCAAGAAGAAGAACUGCACCUACAACCAGGUGCAGACACGGAGUGCGGACGAGCCCAUGACGACCUUUGUGCUGUGCAACGAGUGCGGGAACCGCUGGAAGUUCUGCUGACGGCGCCGCCUGUGCUGCACAUGGAUGGAGAGGCCGCGGCUGGAGCCCCGGCAAGGGACACAUCCGCACGUGGAGGGCGGCUCUGCCCCUGCUGGCAGUGGGGCUUGGGGGGCCGGYGCCUGGGGGACUGUGGGGCCCUGCACAUGUUGGCACCGGGGGCUGUUCUCUCUGUCCAGGGGGGUGGCAAGGGGCUCCCCUCGAAUCCCGCUUGCCCCUCUCCUAAACGCUGGCUGAGCUCGCGGGGCCAUUGUGGGGACACCCCYGCUGCCCCUCCGUGCAGUGACAUCCAGGAACUGCGUCCCCGGGAAGGGGCUGGCACUGCGGCAAAGCACGUGGGGAGCGACCCUCCGGCUGGAGCAAUAAAGG